AGGGGCGUGGCCACGUGGUGGCCAAGGGUGGCCGCGGCCCCCAUUGGUCAGACGCUGGCCACCACAUUGGCCCCCCCUACGGACACACCCCUUUGACACUACGCUGAGGAAAGCACACUGGUAUAUAAAAAUAAAUAAAUAAAAUAAACACUUCAUUAAAUAAAUACAUUUUAGGUGUCAUAUCUUUAAAUUAACCGUUUAUUAAUUUAUCAUUAAUGCAAUAGUUCUGAUAAAAGUAUAUGCAAAUUGCAACACAAGGGAAGGAGGUGCACAAACAGCGUGACAGCGCACCACGAGCGCAAAGAGAUACAAUCCGAGGGAGCAACGAAUCAAAGCAGCAACCUGUGAUUCCCGCCUGGCAUUGUUCUCAGGAGUCGAAGUCUGGAUCGCCUUUCAAAGUUGAAGAACAGACCUCGCUUAUUUAUGUUUCUUCAGUAGUCAAAUCCUACAGAAUGGAUACUGCGAAGAAGAAAAUCCACCCAUUUUUCCGUACUGAAGUUCGAGCAGAAGAACAUAAGGCGGCAGGCGAAGAGCAGACACAGGCGGUGCAGGAUGAGGAGGAGAACGAGGAGGCAGAAACUGGUAGAGAAGACGAGAGCAGGGUGCAGAAUGAGACAGCCGGCAGGCUUGCCAAAAUAUGCCCUUCAGACAUAUCCAAAUCGACCAGUGAAGCGCCAGCACAGCCUCAACUGGCGCAAUACCCAAGGACUCAACAAGGCGACAGGAACAGGAGCUUCAAGGGUGAAUGGUAUGCUGUUCACCCUUGGUUAGAGUACUCUGUGUGUGAAGAUUCUGCUUUUUGUUAUGCAUGUAGGCAUUUCAGCUUGCCUGGUCAUGUUGAGUCUACAUUCACUGCAGGCUUAGGGUUCAGAAAUUGGAAAAAGGCUACUUAUACAGAUGGUGGGUUUGCUGCACACAGUAGAUCUGAGCAUCACAAGGAUGCAAUGUUAGCAUGGAAGGAAUUUCAACUAGCGGAAAAAAAUCAGGGAUCUGUUAUGGAGCAACUAAAUCAAAAUUACAACAAAAUUGUGGAAGAGAACAGGGGGUACAUUAAAACCCUAGCUGAAGUGGUUUUGCAUUGUGCAACUCAAAACAUUGCUUUGCGAGGUCACCGGGAGUCAAUGGAUCUUAGUAGGAAAGGGAACUUUUUGGGAACGUUAGAUAUCAUUGCAAGGCAUGAUGAAAAAGUUGGGAAGAAAAUGAAUGGUCCUAGGAAUGCGAAGUACACAAGCCCUGACAUUCAAAAUGAAAUUCUAUCAUGUUUGGCCGAGAUGGUUCGCAUUUCCAUCAUAAAAGAAGUCAAGGAAAGUGGUGCUUUCAGCAUACUUGUGGAUGAAACGAAAGACAAAAAGAAAAUGGAGCAGAUGUCUUUUGUUCUCCGCUAUUACUACAAUGGUGAAAUCCAUGAGAGCUUUUUGGAGUUUGAGGUAGCGGAGGCCUUAGAUGCAGAGAGCCUCAGCCUGAAGAUUAUUCGCCUCUUGCAACGGUAUGGGCUGGAUUACAAAAACAAUCUAGUUGGACAGGCGUACGACGGGGCGGCUGUAAUGAGCGGGAAAAAGAGUGGUGUGCAGGCAAGAAUUAAAGAGGUUGCCAAUGUGGCAUUCUACGUUCACUGUUCUGCACAUUGUCUCAAUUUGGUUCUAGUUGACACUGUGAAGGGGCUGCCAGAAGCUGACUGUUUUUUUUCCCUGUUACAGCAGCUUUAUACUUAUAUGUCGGGCUCGGCUGUGCACUCAAAAUGGUUAAAUGUCCAAAAGGAGAUGUACUCUGGAGAUGCCCCAAGAGAGCUACAAGCAUUAAGUGACACCCGGUGGGCCUCCAGGUACAAUGCCUGCCGUAAUCUCUGGGACAGGUUGCCAGCCGUUGUGAAGGUACUUGAGGAUCUAGCUGAGGAAAACAGUGGUGAAAGGUCAAUAGGUGCCAGGGGCCUUUUGCCUCAGAUAAAUUUACAGUUCAUUGUAUUUCUUGCUAUAUUUAAGAAACUGUUGGGAGAUGCCAAAAUGCUAUCGAAUCUGCUCCAGUCCUCCUCUCUGGAUUUAGCUAAAGCGGUAGACCUUGUGGAGACACUAAUCGAUACAUUUCAGUCUUAUAAGACAGAGCAGGUGUUUGGAGAUUUGUGGGACACUGUGCUGGAACUCGCAAAGCAAUGUGACAUCAGUAUAGAUGCUGCUCCAAAGCGCAAAAGAAAGCUUAGUGCACAGCUACAAGGUUAUCAUGUUUUAUCUACUGUGGGAAGCCAUGACAUGGGGAAUGACAAAGACUACUACAGGACAGCAAUUUUUAAUCUGGUUUUGGAUAGGAUGCUCAGUGAGCUAAGAAGCAGAUUUUCCAGGCAAAACUGCGAAAUCAUGCGUGGAAUACAGGCUUUAAAUCCUAAUAGUACAAGUUUCUGCGAUAAAAAUACCCUUUUUGCAUUUGCUAAAAUGUAUGGAUGCCACCUUGUUGAUCUGGAGCAUGAACUCCACCAGGUUAAAAGACUUUUAGACCGUAAGGUGAAACAAGGGAUGCAGACACCGCAUACAAUUGUAGAUCUGACAGCUUUUAUCGAACCUUACCAAGAGGUUUUUGAUGUUUUUGCAAGGCUUUGCAAAAUUGCACUGGCCUUGCCCGUCAGCACAGCUGCAUGUGAACGCAGCUUUUCUUGUUUAAAGCUUGUGAAGACACACCUGAGAACUACCAUGGGAGAGGGAAGGCUCAGUGAUCUUGGGGUGUUGAGCAUUGAACACAGGAGGGCAGCAUCUUUAAACUUAGAUGAGUUUGUCGACAGAUUUGCUGCCAAUCAUAAAAACCGUAGGAUACAACUUCUGUAAUAGUAAUGUUGAGUAGUGAGGUUCUGGCAAAUGUUUUGUUGUUAUGGGCCACUGUCUCUUGUUUUGUUUUGAUUCCAAUGUAACAUGUAUUGUAACCAGUUGUAACAAACCAGUUGUUAUGGGCCACUGUCUUUUGUUUUGUUUUGAUUCCAAUGUAAACAUGUAUUGUAACCAGUUGUAACAAACCACGCUGCCAUGAAAUACAAAUAUAUUUCAAAAUAAAUACAAAUAUAUAUUUGGA
This is a messenger RNA of Engraulis encrasicolus (European anchovy), 3051 nucleotides long. RefSeq names its product zinc finger MYM-type protein 1-like. The coding region runs from base 240 to 2810 and encodes 856 amino acids. Gene Ontology annotation, molecular function: protein dimerization activity. The record is from RefSeq and is a predicted model, not a curated record. Lineage: Eukaryota; Metazoa; Chordata; Actinopteri; Clupeiformes; Engraulidae. The transcript is spliced from 3 exons.